AAACAGCCUCCAGUGUAGCCACUGCAUGUGCUGCUUCUCUCUCUCUAUGUCUCUCCAUACAAGGUAACAGGAUCCAUAUUUCGCUCCUAUUGCACAUUCCUUACUUUCCUUCAAAUCUCUUCAAAUUCAUCUACUUUUUCCCACUACAUUACCCUUCUCUAUUCCUUCUCAAAUCCAUCCAAAGCAGUGUCCAAACCCUAGGUUUCGAGAUUCCAACUUUCCGUUCCCAAUUCGAGCGAAAAAAAGAUUUGGUUUCGUCGAGCUUGAGCGUGUGAAUCGAAGCUUAAUUUAUUGAGAUUUCGAGGUUAGUUUGGUGUUCCUGUAAUUGAAUGUGUGAAGAAAUGGGCAAGUACGAGCUUGUGAAGGAUUUAGGAUCUGGAAAUUUCGGUGUCGCGAGGCUUAUGCGGAACAAAGAAACCAAAGAGCUCGUCGCUAUGAAAUACAUCGAUAGAGGGCACAAGAUUGAUGAGAAUGUGGCAAGGGAGAUCAUAAAUCACAGAUCGCUUCGACACCCUAAUAUCAUUCGAUUCAAAGAGGUUGUUUUGACUCCAACCCAUCUUGCUAUUGUCAUGGAGUACGCAGCUGGUGGUGAGCUCUUUGAGCGAAUCUGCAAUGCCGGAAGAUUCAGCGAAGAUGAGGCUCGAUACUUCUUCCAGCAGCUUAUUUCUGGAGUCAGCUACUGUCAUACCAUGCAAAUAUGCCACAGAGAUUUGAAGCUGGAGAAUACCCUGUUGGAUGGAAGCCCUGCACCACGGCUGAAAAUUUGUGAUUUUGGAUACUCAAAGUCAUCUCUGCUGCAUUCAAGACCCAAAUCAACAGUUGGCACUCCUGCGUAUAUAGCGCCGGAGGUUCUUUCCAGGAGAGAAUAUGACGGCAAGUUAGCAGAUGUAUGGUCGUGUGGGGUGACUCUGUAUGUAAUGCUGGUGGGAGCAUACCCUUUUGAAGAUCAAGAAGACCCCAAGAAUUUCAGGAAAACUAUCCAACGAAUAAUGGCUGUCAAUUACAAGAUCCCUGACUAUGUUCAUAUAUCCCAAGAUUGCAAACACCUUCUUUCUCGUAUAUUUGUUGCUGUUUCGUCCAGGAGGAUCAGCAUUAAGGAAAUCAAAAGUCAUCCGUGGUUUCUGAAGAACUUGCCUCGGGAACUAACUGAAGCAGCUCAAGCCAUGUAUUACAGGAAAGAAAACCCUAGCUUUUCUGUCCAAAGUGUGGAGGACAUCAUGAAAAUUGUGGAAGAGGCUAAAUCUCCUCCUCCAAUUUCGCGCUCAAUUGGAGGCUUUGGCUGGGGAGGGGAAGAAGACGAAAUAAAGGAGGAAGAAGAAGUAGAAGCGGAGGAAGAAGAUGAAUACGAAAAGGCAGUUAAACAGGCACAUGCGAGCGGGGAAGUUCACUUCAGCUAAGGAUUAAUUUAUCUGUUUUUAUUACUUAAUUAUAAAAUUGAUCACUUUGGAAAUUGGAAUCUAAUCUGGGGUUGUAUAAAGUCAGUUCACUUGCUUUAGAAGAUCAUGUGUAAUGCUAUGUUGAAUUAUUUUUUAUAUUUAUUUUUAUUUUCUAUGAUCAGAUGCUAUGUUGAACUUGAAAGAUAGAUUUUAAAAAGUUUGCACCUAAGGAAUUUGAGUAGACAUGGUUACUUUUGUGA
Messenger RNA from Camellia sinensis, 1636 nucleotides. RefSeq names its product serine/threonine-protein kinase SRK2A. Gene Ontology annotation, biological process: protein phosphorylation. Lineage: Eukaryota; Viridiplantae; Streptophyta; Magnoliopsida; Ericales; Theaceae. The record is from RefSeq and is a predicted model, not a curated record. Gene Ontology annotation, molecular function: ATP binding; protein serine/threonine kinase activity.